AUGGCUUCUCAGUACUCUUCCAACGCCCCUCUCCCCCAGGGCUUCUCGGUCUACCAGCCUCAGCUUGGCGCUCAGCUUCAGUUCUUCCCUGCUCUUGGCUCACAAGAACUCGAUGACAUGAUGAACGCCUACAUCCCCGGCCCGGCUGCUCUCAAAGAGAAGCGAGCGACCAUCUCACUCGACUUCUUGGAGCAUUCGCAGCUCACUGGCCAGACGUUCAAGUUUUACCCCGUCUACUACUCAUCCAGCCCUGUCGCCGCCUCUCCAGUCAACUCAAUCGCCACCUCUUCCUUCAACACAUCUCCAGUUAACUCGACAUUGGACUGGAGUCAGGCAUCCGCCUCUCCCUCAAUGUCUUCCCGCUCCUCAAUUUCCAAGAGCCGCAGAACCUCCAAGUCUAACAACCUGGUGGCUCGCUAUUCUGCGAUCGAUCUCUCAAACCUGCCCGGUAUGAAGAUCAUGACCAAGGAUGGUGAGGACGUCACAGAUUCUGCCUCUCGAGGUUCCAAGACAAAGGAGCAGCGUGAUCACGCACACCUCAUGCGCAUCAUCAAGGCCUGCGAUAGCUGUAGACGGAAGAAGAUCCGCUGCGAUCCCGACCACAAGAAGCGUUCAGCCUCUCAAACACAGCCUCAAUCUGCAACAAAAGCAGCAAAGAAGGCACGCACAUCACUACCAGCAGCGGCGAUACCAGCACCUCAGAAACCGGUGGCUGCUGGUGUUUCAAUCUCUAAAUUAGACGACAAUCCGGGCAGACCGAUGUCACUUCUUGGCAUUGAUCCUACCUUCACAUUUGCUGGCUUGGACAGCUUCGAGUCCACUGACCAGAUCACCGAGUCAUGGGAAGAAUUCAUCCAGUACCCUCCCGCGGACGUGGAGGACAACUACGACUUCUUCCUCGACCCCCAGGGCUACUUCUCCUCCUCCCAAUCCUCUGCCUCCUCCUCUUCUGCCUCGCCUUCCAAGGCGCUUACGCCCGCGUCGCAGCAAGAUCUGCUGGCCGUCUCUGGCCUUGAAGAGAGUGAAGGAACGUCGUCACAAUCCACCUCACCACAACUUCCGUUCAUGCAAGACAACUACGCCGGCUCUGCCAGCAGCUACACCGACUUCAACCUCUUCUCGCCUUCGUCCACCUUCUCCGAGGAUGACCGCAUGGUUCCGAUUUCGUCCACGCGGCUGCUCAGCCCAAGCCAGCCCUCGGCUUCAGGAUCUGAAACUGCCUUCUUCGACAGCUUCGAUCCAGAUGGCCAUACGCUUGCAACGGAUUGGAGCGGCACGAGUGAGCCAGUAUCUCCCCUGGAGACUGGCGGCCUCGUUGCGGCUGCCAACACAAGCCUGCCGUGGUAUGAUCCGGGUCACAACGCGGUAGCGAACCCUGAUCAGGAUCCACGCGGCGGUGUCAGCGUGAUAACUCCCACUGGUUGGGUAGGCGGUGUUCGUAUAGCUCAUUCAACGGGUGGUUCUCUGCUUGUUACGAUGGAGUCUGGAAGUGGCAUGGAAGUGAUUGCGAAUAGCGCACCUCCUGGACGUUCAGAUGUAUCUGAAUCCGAGAUUGUAUCAAUUGCGAUCCACGGAAGUGGCACAUCAGUUGAUGUUACCACAAGACAAUCUGCAAGCACCGCACCGCAGUUCAGCGGCGACAUACAAGAUGGAUUAUUGUACGACACAUCGCCAACCGAGCGUGGCAGAAUCGCAAGUGAAACACCAGCUCGUCAUUCAUCUUGGUUAUCACCCGGCCAAGCCGACGACUUCCGAACCGUAUGUCAUGCCGCAAUCACAGCUACCGCCGCUCUCUUGACGACUAACAUGGGCAAGCAGGAACUCACGAGCGAACGUCCUGUCGCGUCCGCAUCCGCAUCCGCGCCCUCUUCGCUGGCGACCGCCACGAACCGUCCAGUCCGGUUCUCGACGGGCUCGGAAGAGUCACCCGCAAGGGUAUGCGAUGCCACCGAAUCCACAACGCACCGUUCGGCCCAGCUAACUCUUUUCAAGGUCCAACCCGAACUUGCCGCCAACCGCAGCGUGAUACCUGGUGCUUCCCCCGGCGUUUCGCCUGGUGGAUUGCGAGCAUCACUUAGCGAGUCCAAUGCUCUACGUGCAACUGCCCAUACAAGUGCCGGCGAGGAUACUACGGUUCCUGCCUCCUCUACUGCCCUUGCUUGGCCUCAUAUUUCGGAUGUUAGGACUCCUGAGAUUCUCAGGAAUCGCAGCGGCCUGCCUGCUCAGCAACCAAGCGGCGAGAUCAACGUACACCAGCAGUCGUCGGCGUCUCGGAGCGACAACGGAAUUCAACCAUUGUCGCCCCUUCUCCUGCAGGCGAUAUCGCCCAUGGAGGAUGUUCGCGCUGCUGAUGAACGUGCCGCUUUGUUUACGAACCAGCCAAGCCAGUUCUCGCUCCGCCAAGUCCAAACUACAGAAGCCGCUGCUGCGAUGUUGGUCGCUACUCUUGUUGGCGCCGCGUUCGCUGGCAUGAUUGGUCUUUCUGCCGGUGUCUCUUUCGCUUCCCUCAUCCUCGCGAUGGCAUCCGUCCUUCAACGCCUUGCAAUUCCCAGUGGAGCAAAGGAAACCUUUGCGUCGGCACCAUCGGCAAUGUCAAGUUCAAGAUCCACGGAGCAUGCCUACCCUUGGGCUGGCCCUCCCCUACGGAAACACCAACCUUUGGUAUCACGAGACAGGACGUCUUGUCUCGCUUCCCGUUUCUCUUCUUUCCUCAAUGGAGCCGUUGGCACCGCCUUGGUAGCUCCCGUGUUGGGCUAG
Trichoderma aggressivum f. europaeum is the source of this 2757-nucleotide messenger RNA. RefSeq lists its product as uncharacterized. Gene Ontology annotation, biological process: regulation of DNA-templated transcription. The transcript is spliced from 5 exons. NCBI's taxonomy places the organism in Eukaryota, Fungi, Ascomycota, Sordariomycetes, Hypocreales, Hypocreaceae. The record is from RefSeq and is a predicted model, not a curated record. The coding region runs from base 1 to 2757 and encodes 918 amino acids. Gene Ontology annotation, molecular function: DNA-binding transcription factor activity, RNA polymerase II-specific; zinc ion binding.